Pseudogymnoascus verrucosus is the source of this 630-nucleotide messenger RNA. RefSeq lists its product as uncharacterized. Gene Ontology annotation, biological process: Mo-molybdopterin cofactor biosynthetic process. The transcript has a single exon. The record is from RefSeq and is a predicted model, not a curated record. Lineage: Eukaryota; Fungi; Ascomycota; Leotiomycetes; Thelebolales; Thelebolaceae. Bases 121 to 576 code for a protein of 151 amino acids. Gene Ontology annotation, cellular component: cytosol.
CUUCUUCUCUCUUUCCCACAACAACAAUGAGCUGUUAGUUCCAGUGCAAGUCAACAGCUCAAGCAGGGGUCCAGCUAACAGGUAAGCCGCUUCUAUAAACCACAUCCUUACUUUACUUGUAUGAGGAAGAAAUAUAGCAUGUAUUACAUGAUGCUAGCCUUUUGGCUACCAGACGAUUACUACACCAAGAUCUCUGACAAGAACAAACCCAAUUCAAAAUCCAUGAUACUAUUCAUUAGAGCUUAUGCUAACUACUGUAUCUUCAGAUUACUUGAUCUCGAGUUAAAUAUGUCUAGCAAGACCGCUGGUAGCAGCUUCAACCUGCUUUACUUCGCCUCGGCGAGUUCGUUUACAGGCAAGGACUCGGAUGAAUUUGAGGCUCCAGUCUCCCUGUCGAAGCUCUUCGAUCUUGUGGAAGCCAAGUAUCCAGGCAUCAAGUCUAAGAUAUUGGACAGCUGUCUCGUCACCAUCAAUCUAGAAUACGUGGAUGUACCGAAGAGUGGGACCGGGGAGGAAGACGUCACAAUCAAAGCAGGCGAUGAAGUCGCAAUUAUACCCCCAGUGAGCUCCGGCUGAGCUUUUCCAAAUAUUAGCUACUGUAUAGCAUUUUGAAACUUCAUUUAAAUGCCC